GCGCAGGAGGUUCCGGUGCGGCCCGCCGCCGCGAGCAGCGCGGCCCUGCUGCCCCGCCCCCGCCAUGGAGGCCGGGCAGGGCCCCGGCGGCGGCCAGGUCGGCGAGCCGGCCGAGAAUUCAGUACCUAAGCCUUAUGUGCCAACAGAGGAGGAAAGACGACUCCUCAAGGAAUGUAGCGAAGAGAGUGCCCGGUAUAGAGCUUUUCCUUUGGCUGCCGUGAGCAUGCUUGCCACUAGUCUCUUAAUUAGGAAAGGUGUUCUAAGAGAUAAUUCAAGAUUUGGCUCUCUUAUUAAAGUUGCCUUUGCUGGAACGUGUGGAUACCUGGCUGGAAAGAUAUCCUACUUGCCAAUCUGUAGCGAGAAAUUUAAGAAACUGAAGGAUUCCCCAAUAGGAGAUGUUCUACGACAAGCUCAGAGACAUAGUUCACAUAACCGUUCCAGUCGGAAAUCUGAGUUUUCAGACAUACCUUCUCAGUCAUUUACUGAAUCUUCCCAGAGACCUGGGUCUCCACUUCCUUCUAGCUAUUCAGAUGAUUAUAGCUCAACAGAUAGAGCUCUCUCUAGUUAUGAACCUGUUCCAUUCAGUGCUUCCCUGAAUGAAUCUUCACCUACAGGAAUUACAGAUUACACUGUUCAAGAUUCUGCUCCAGUUCCAGAAGAAAGUCGUAAAAAGAAAGGCAUCUCAUAUGAGGAAUUAAGAAAUAAACACAGAGAGACAUAUGAGGUAAUGUUACCACCAAAGGCAGAAACUCCAAUCAAGUUUUCACAGGAAAAGCCAGUUAAAGAAGUUAAAGUAAAUAAAUAUGGAGAUACCUGGGAUGAGUAAGAACUGAAUGAAGAACUGAAGAAAAUUACCUUCUGACAGCUAACUUGUGGUUCACCUUUGAUAAUCCUGAUGCACUUUUGGUGUGUUCUGCCAAACACAGUAAUAGUUUUAAUAAAUGAGAAGAAAAUCUUGACUUGUCAGAAGAUUAAGAAAGAUUUAUUUAGGCUUAAUGUUGUGUAAUUUUGCAUAAAUGGGAAGCCAGGCUAAUGUGAAGUGUCAUGAUUUUAAACUGUUUGUGCUGUUGCUUAAGAAGAAUGAGAAGGGUAACUAGCAAUAACUAAAGUUAUAAAUGUAUAGAGAAAGAUAAAAUGUAUGUAAAUAAAUGCAAUCAGAGAUGUACUGGGGAGGGAAAAAUAUCAGAAUCUUCUCAAUUUUUCAAGGCUUGCAUUAAAAGUUACCUGUAGAACUAA
Molecule: messenger RNA, 1236 nt
Organism: Rhea pennata
Lineage: Eukaryota; Metazoa; Chordata; Aves; Rheiformes; Rheidae
Gene: OCIAD1
Product: OCIA domain containing 1
Exons: 8
Coding region: 65-826 (253 amino acids)
Cellular component (GO): endosome
Source: RefSeq, a predicted model, not a curated record